This is a messenger RNA of Polyodon spathula (Mississippi paddlefish), 477 nucleotides long. Its product is annotated as protein ALKAL-like. Gene Ontology annotation, biological process: positive regulation of ERK1 and ERK2 cascade; positive regulation of ERK5 cascade. Lineage: Eukaryota; Metazoa; Chordata; Actinopteri; Acipenseriformes; Polyodontidae. Gene Ontology annotation, molecular function: receptor tyrosine kinase binding; receptor signaling protein tyrosine kinase activator activity. The transcript has 4 exons. Bases 1 to 468 code for a protein of 155 amino acids. The record is from RefSeq and is a predicted model, not a curated record.
AUGCAGACUGAAAGGAAAUGGCACAUAGUCGUGGGCAUUAUCUUUCUGCUGGUCACCUCGGGCCAAUGCAUGGACAGCAAGGAAUAUAGGCAGAAAGAAAGUAGAACACUUCUAGAUCUCAUCCUACAGGUCAUUGGGGAGAACCAAGGUGACAAAGGUGUCUCCCGGAGGUAUGCCGGUGGCAUUUACUCUGUAGAGCAAGACUACAAAAUUUCCUCCAGAGAAAAGGCCUUGUUUAUUCCCCGGCUGGACAACAACAGACCAAUAGAAAUUGUCCCAAGAGAUGUUAACUUGAAAGACAAGUUUAUAAAACAUUUCACAGGACCGGUCAAGUUCUCAACUGAAUGCAGCAAGCAUUUCCAUCGACUCUAUCACAACACAAGGGACUGUUCCAGACCAGCAUAUUACAAAAGGUGUGCAAGAUUGCUAACGCGGUUAGCAAUGAGUCCCCUGUGUACACAGUCUUAGAAAUCUGCC